AUGGCUGAUUAUGAGCGCCGGAAUCAUGGCCCCCGUGGUGGUGGCGGUGGUGGACGCAAGCGCCGCUACAGAGAUGAUGAGGAUUACGAUCGCCGUCCUCAGCGACGCAGAUAUGAAGAGCCUUUGUUCGUCCAGGUCCGCCGCCAGCUCCUGACGAUUGCCGAGUCGGCUGCCCGAAGAGUGGAGGAUGAUAUCAUGGGAAUCGCGAAGUCGGUCGCGGAAAAUUUCGACGAUGAGGAGUUGCGCGACACCUUUGUGACCAUUUCCUUGGACCUUGUCCAGGAACAACCGAUGAAAAUCCCAUUCGUGGCUGCGACAAUUCUGGUCGCCUACAACCUCAAGGCUGAACUGGGCGCGGAGGUGUUGAAGAAGGCAGGCGAGAUCUUGCAAAAACACAUUGAUUCCGGGUCAUGGCGAGAGGUGAAGCUUGUCCUUCGCUUCUUGGGAGGUUUACAGCCUCUCUUUGAGGGUGAUGGUAUCUUCCCGCUGCUAGAAGAGCUAUUCGCCCGCGCGGUUGAUCUCCAAACGGCAUCUUCGGAAGACCUACUCGGCCUGGAGCUUGUCAAAAUCAUUCAAUUCACUAUUCCCUAUGUGAUGUCCUCUCCCGCCACGGGCUUCGAGACUCAGGCUAUGAGUCUGCUUGAGAAAACGGACAUUAUUGCAUCCACGCCGCACGCAUUGGUGGAUCUGGUGAACACAUUCAGCCCCGAGGAGAAUAAGGAAGCCGCUGGACCCAGUGUAGUCAGUCUUCUUCAGAGUCAACUACAAGGCGAGGCUAGCCGCGGCUGGGAGUUGAAGUGUCUCCCCCGUCCCUGGAAGGGUGUCCAGGAAAUUGAACAGGAUGAACAGGAUCUUGGCCAAAAGCCCUUCGAGCCCGUGAACAAGGUCUCUUUCCCACAGAUCAAUGUCCCCAACCCUGUCCCGAACGGCUCCCGUCCUCUCUUCCCCGAGGUUUACAUUUCAGUAUUUGCCAACCAAGAAAUCGACACCGUGCCUCCACCCUCAGAUAUCACUUCAUUGCUCUUGAGGGAUGCAUUGGUGGACACCAUCAAUCUUCUUGAUUUCAACCGCGUUGCGACAGCAAAGUAUUUGAUUGACGUGGACUGUUACUUCACCCCUCACACCUUCGUCAAGCGUGCAACACCCUUUGACCGGAUGCGUGAUCUUGCUGGCGAGGGUCAGUCAUGGAAGCCCGAGGACGUUGCGGUUGAUGCUGUGUUCUCCCAGCUGUAUCAGCUUCCCACCCCCGAGCACAAACUUGUGUAUUACCAUGCCCUUUUGACCGAGUGCUGCAAGAUUGGUCCGGCCGCUAUUGCGCCUAGCUUGGGUCGUGCUAUUCGGUUUUUGUAUAAUAACCUGGAGACGAUGGAUCUAGAACUGAGCAGCCGGUUCCUGGAUUGGUUUGCUCACCAUCUGAGCAACUUUGGCUUCACAUGGAAAUGGAGCGAGUGGGUUGAUGAUCUUGAACUUCCUGCCAUUCAUCCCAAGCUAUCCUUCAUCAACGGUGCUUUGGACAAGGAGAUUCGUCUCAGCUUUGCGCAGCGUAUCAAGGGCACCUUGCUGGAGCCCUACAUUCCCUUGAUCACCGAGGGCAAGGAGAAAGACACACCUGAAUUCAAGUAUCUUUCCGAUAUGACCCCAUACUCUAAAGAGGGGCAGGAGAUCAUGCAGCUCAUCCGGAAGAAAGCAGGUGACGAGGAAAUUCAGCCAUUGAUUGCGGCGAUCGAGGAACAGGCGCAAAGUUUAGGAGUGGAGGACCCCAAAGUGCCUUCCACGGAUGCCUUGAUGACCUCGAUCUGCUUCGUGGGGUCCAAAUCGCUCUCCCACGUCCUCUCGUGCAUCGAGCGGAACAAGGACCGACUGCUUGCCAUCGGACCGGUAUCGCAGCGGGCCCGAUGCCAGAUUAUUGCCUCCGUGAUGGAGUACUGGGCGGAUCAGCCCGGUAUAGCCAUUAACAUCAUCGACAAACUCCUGAAUUACACCAUCAUCAGCCCAUUUUCCGUACUGGAGUGGGCGCUUACGGACUCCAUGGAGGCCGGGAGGGUGCUCGCCAAGGCUCAUAUCUUUGAGAUGAUCUCCGCUACGGUGGGCAAGGUCACCAAUCGCAUGCGCCAGAUCGUCGCGGCCCGUACCCAACCCGGCUUAUACGAGCCUCAGCUGAGUGUGCUGGAGGAGACACUUGCGCGGGAACGGAAUGAGAUGCAGACACUGUUUCGGUUCAUUGAGGACUCUAUUGUCUCAGUAGCUGCAGGCAGCAACGACGAGCAGAUGGAGCGUGGCGGCAGCGGCGAUCUGCCUGAAGAUGCUAUCAUCCGCCAAUGGGGUCGCCGGUGGCUCCGUGUGUUCCGACGUAAGGUUGCCGUGGAAGAGGCAUUCAUCAUGGAUUCUCUAGCGAGCGCCACUCCAGUGGGUACGGUAGCUCCCAUGCAGGAUGAUGGUAGUGAUGGGGACAUUAAGAUUGCAGAUGCAGAUGGGCAAUAG
Molecule: messenger RNA, 2481 nt
Organism: Penicillium odoratum
Lineage: Eukaryota; Fungi; Ascomycota; Eurotiomycetes; Eurotiales; Aspergillaceae
Product: NCBP1 family protein
Exons: 7
Coding region: 1-2481 (826 amino acids)
Biological process (GO): nuclear-transcribed mRNA catabolic process, nonsense-mediated decay; mRNA export from nucleus
Cellular component (GO): nuclear cap binding complex; nucleus
Molecular function (GO): RNA cap binding; mRNA binding
Source: RefSeq, a predicted model, not a curated record